GGGGAGGGUCAGGACGGGGAGAGACGCGGAGGGAAGACGGGCAGCGCGCGACCACCGGAGGGUUCAGGCCCGGGGCUGCAUGGCGAAACGGGGAGAAGGAGGAUUUGAUGGUCAGAAGGUGGAUCAGUUUCAUCGCCACAAAAGUCCCUCAGCAUUUUAAUGUCUUUUAUUUCAUUUGCGUUGAUUUCAAAUGCAUCGAUCAGGCCUGUAGUGUGUUUUUGUUUCAUCAUGCCUCUUGAUCUGGACUGUGACGCAGCGGAGAACAAAACGAGUCCAGAGGCUAAACAAAAAGUGUGUGAGGUCACACAUGAAGAGAGAGUGACGGACACACCAACACGAAGAGUCGGACGACCCGCUCGAAAACGUAAAGCACCAGGAGUGGAUAGUUGUGGGCGUGUGAUUGAGGGCGUGGCCUGUAUUAAGCAGGCGGGGUUUAACGGUGAAGCAGAGAAUCGUGUUUCAAAGAAAAACCUUGAACAGAGCGACUCCUCCCCUGACUCCACCCACCAAAACGGCACAGACACGCCUUCUGGAGCAGACGGAGACUCUGCCCCUUCCACUCCACGGAAGAAACGAGGGAGACGGAAACUCCAGCACCCGGAGCGCCACAUUGAAGAGGACGAUACCAGCAGCGACACCAGCAGAGGAGAGAGCGACGGGGGUCGUCUGAGGGGCCGGCAGGGCUGGGACAUUAGUUUGAGGAGACGUCCCGUACAAAGAGAAACCUUCCAAGCCGGAGACCCCUAUCACAUCAGCCGCCGAGAGAAAGAGGAGUUGCUCGCCCGCUGGAGGAAGGAGAAGGUCAGAGAGACACCAGAAGUACAGUACCUUUUAUUUACAAUCUAUUAAAAUCUUAUAAAAUGU
Molecule: messenger RNA, 864 nt
Organism: Carassius auratus (goldfish)
Lineage: Eukaryota; Metazoa; Chordata; Actinopteri; Cypriniformes; Cyprinidae
Product: DNA (cytosine-5)-methyltransferase 3A-like
Exons: 6
Coding region: 160-849 (229 amino acids)
Source: RefSeq, a predicted model, not a curated record